This is a messenger RNA of Salpingoeca rosetta, 1416 nucleotides long. Its product is annotated as tetratricopeptide TPR_2 repeat protein. The transcript has 3 exons. Lineage: Eukaryota; Choanoflagellata; Craspedida; Salpingoecidae. The coding region runs from base 1 to 1416 and encodes 471 amino acids. Gene Ontology annotation, cellular component: kinesin complex. Gene Ontology annotation, molecular function: protein binding. The record is from RefSeq and is a predicted model, not a curated record.
AUGAGCAAACAAGGAAGAAGCCGCCCAGCCGGUGUUUUUCUGGUUUGCCCUCUUAAUGCAACAGCCAAAAACGCCAACUUCACGGCCACCAUUACACAAGAAUGGUGGAGCACGACGUUCAAGCAGUCGAUUGCCAACAUUGGCCAUGUGCUGCUGGUGCUCAUGCCGUGGCGAGACCCUGUUCCCUUGACACGCGCGUGGUGCCUGUGGGAGAUCUUCUGUGGCAUCAGCAACGAGGGCACAGAGGUCACCAUCCAACUACCCAACAGCGAGGAACAGGCGCUGGAAGAUGCUAUUCGCGACAGCUAUAAAGCCGUCACAGACACGCUGGUGCGCGUUCAGGCACAAAGAGCCGACGCCUUUAACCCCCAUGACAAACACAUGAUCUUCACGGCGAUCGAGUCGUGGGCGGGCGGCUUUGGCGCAGUCAACCAGGCCGUGAAGGAUCAGCUGCGCGCGUGGUGCCUGCAAAAGGCGGUGGGUGCCGUCGAAGCCAUGCGAGCGCGAGGCGAGGACAGCACUGACGCCUUCGCGCACUUGUGCCACAGUGUUGGGCUGGUGCUGGAUGACUUUGGCCAGCACGAUCGCGCCAUUGCGUUCUACGAAGCAGCCCUGGCGAUUUACCUCCGCACCGAAGGGGAGAAGGGCGAGAACGUGGCGGCGUUGUACAACAACCUCGGCGGCGCCUACGAUGACAAGGGAGAAUACGACAAGGCGAUUGCGUUUUACGAGAAGGACCUCGCCAUCACGGUGGAGGCCUUGGGCGAGAAACACCCGAGCACAGCCGAGACGUACGGCAACCUCGGCGCCGCCUACAGGAACAAGGGCGAGUACGACAAGGCGAUUGAACACUUCGAGAAGGCGCUCGCCGUCUUCGUGGAGGCGCUGGGCGAGCAACACCCCAGCACGGCACAGACGUACAACAACCUCGGCAACGCAUACAAGAACAAGGGCGAGUACGACAAGGCGGUUGCGUUUUACGAGAAGGACCUCGCCAUCACGGUGGAGACGCUGGGCGAGAAGCACCCGAGCACAGCCGACACCUACAACAACCUCGGCGCCGCAUACGAAAACAAGGGCGAGUACGACAAGGCGAUUGCGUUUUAUGAGAAGGCGCUCGCCAUCAAGGUGGAUACGUUGGGUGAGAAGCACCCGAGCACAGCUAGCACGUACAACAACCUCGGCACCGCAUACUACAGCAAGGGCGAGUACGACAAGGCGAUUGCGUUUUACGAGAAGGACCUCGCCAUCACGGUGGAGACGCUGGGCGAGAAGCACCCGAGCACAGCCGACACCUACAACAACCUCGGCGCCGCAUACGAUGACAAGGGCGAGUACGACAAGGCGAUUGCGUUUUACGAGAAGGCGCUCGCUAUCACGGGGGGAGCGCGAACUGCGGCGCAUUCUCAGUGCUGA